CACCACUGUACAAACGUCAAAAUCUGUGGUCAAAAUCUAUAAUCCAAAAAUCUUGCCAAAAAUCAAUACAAUAUUUUGAAAAACAGCAAAACCAGCAAAAGCAAAAGCAAACCUGUGGUCGUAGACGGAAUCGAAAAGGCGUUAAAAUGAUCGAUAUGUUUUUAUUUGCUAGUUUUAAAACAUUAUCUCAAAAUAAUAACGAUAGUAUGGGUGCGGCAUAAUUUCCAAUAAAGUAUUUUUGUACACAGAAAUACAUGCUAUCUAUUUAUGAAAAAUAUCACAAUGUUAGGGCGCAAACAAAGCCUAAAAGGCGAGCCAGUGUUAGCAGAUUACGGCCCAGAGGAAUCUCUUAAUGAAAGUGCCGACAUUGAAUGGGUUAACAAGCAAUGGGUUAGAAGAAUUUUACGUUUUUGUGCUCUACUUAGUUUGCUAUCAGUUUCACUAAACACACCAAAGUCAUUUGAGAAAUAUCCAUACCUUCAGACAGUCACAUUUGCAGUGGAUUGUUGUGUAACCCUCUUGUUUACAGCUGAAAUGAUUGCAAAAAUGCAUAUAAGAGGAAUUCUUAAGUACUCAAAAUAUAGAAAAGUGCUUAAUUAUUAUAAAAUUGUAAUUGCUUGUCAGGGAGAUGUUGCAUACUUGAAAGAUCACUGGUGCCAAUUUGAUGCCUCCAUGGUAUUUUUUCUUUGGGUAUCUGUUUUACUCCAAAUGUUCGAGCUGACUGGAAUUGUGCCCAGAUACAGUUACUUAAGUAUUUUAAGAGCACCUAGACCCCUUAUAAUGAUUAGAUUUUUAAGGGUAUUUUUGAAAUUCUCUAUGCCAAAAUCUAGAAUAAACCAAAUAUUCAAGAGAUCAAGCCAGCAGAUCUACAAUGUGACAUUAUUUUUUCUCUUCUUUAUGUCAUUGUACAGUUUGCUGGGUGUGCAAUUUUUUGGAGAAUUGACCCAUCAUUGUGUUAGAAACAACACAGAUCCAAAUGAAAUCACAAUAAACUCAUUGGCUAUACCUGAUACCUUUUGUUCACCUGAGCCAAAUUCAGGCUACCAAUGUCCUGCCGGAAUGAAAUGUAUGAAGCUAAACUUGUCAAAAUACAUAAUGGGUUUCAAUGGCUUUGAGGAAUUUGCAACAAGUUUAUUUACCGUGUAUCAAGCAUCAUCUCAGGAAGGCUGGGUGUUCAUAAUGUAUAGAGCUAUUGAUUCAUUGCCAGCUUGGAGAUCUGCUCUUUAUUUUAGUACAAUGAUUUUCUUUCUGGCCUGGCUUGUGAAAAAUGUGUUCAUAGCAGUUAUCACUGAAACAUUCAAUGAAAUAAGAGUGCAAUUCCAACAAAUGUGGGGUGUUAGGAAUCCAAUAACAAAAGGCAGCACAACACAGUUUUUUACCGGUGAUGACAAUGGUUGGAAACUAGUGACUAUUGAUGAGAACAAACAUUCUGGAAGUGCACCCAAUAUUUUUCAUAAAACGCUGCGCUCAGCGUACUUUCGACUUAUUGUUAUGGGGGUGGUUUUGGCAAACGGAAUAAUAACAGCCACUAUGAAUUUCAAACAUGAUGAUAACCCGAGGGAGUUCUUCUAUGAGAAAUACUAUUAUAUAGAGAUCGCAUUUACAAUUUUUUUGGAUUUGGAGGCUGUGAUAAAAAUAUGGUGUCUCGGAUGGAAGGGUUACUUCAAACAUUCCGUGCACAAGUUUGAGUUGCUUCUGGCGAUCGGUACUACCAUCCAUAUUAUCCCGCAACUUUAUAUGUCUGGAUUUACUUACUUUCAGGUUCUGCGUGUUGUACGCCUUAUCAAAGCGUCACCUUUAUUGGAAGGAUUCGUCUACAAAAUCUUUGGUCCAGGCAAAAAAUUGGGCAGCCUCAUUAUAUUUACAAUGUGCUUACUUAUAAUAAGUUCUUCUAUAUCCAUGCAAAUGUUUUGCUUUCUAUGUGAAUUUACGAAGUUUGAGACAUUUCCUGAGGCCUUUAUGUCUAUGUUCCAAAUAUUGACUCAGGAAGCGUGGGUGGAGGUGAUGGACGAAACCAUGGUGCGGACGAGCCAAACUUUGACACCCCUAGUUGCGAUCUACUUCAUACUAUACCAUCUGUUUGUUACACUGAUCGUGCUGUCACUCUUCGUAGCAGUAAUUUUGGAUAAUUUGGAAUUGGAUGAAGAUAUAAAAAAGCUGAAGCAGCUUAGAUACAGACAACAGAGUGCAGAAAUAAAGGAGAGCUUGCCUUUUCGAUUGCGAAUAUUCGAGAAGUUUCCUGACAGCCCACAAAUGACGAAAUUGCAUAAAGUUCCUGGAGAUUUUAAUUUGCCUAAGGUUCGCGAGUCGUUCAUGCGGCAAUUCGUGUGCGAAGUGGACGGAGACGAGGAGGUGGGCGCCGUGGGGGUGACGGGCACGGUGGGCGUGGCCGCGCGCUCGCAGCCGGGCGACCUGUCGCGUCGCGCCUUCGAGUACAUCGGCGUGGACAAGAUCGCCUUCCCCUACCGCAAGCGCUGCCUCGUCAAGACGCUCACCGUAGCUCCGCCGUCGCAGCGGCCCAGCUCUGCGCUGCGGAGACACGUGGUCGCUUCCAUCAUCAACGAUUCAAACAACCACCGGCGCCUGGUGCUCGGGGACUCGGCCAUGCUGGCGACGGGCGGCAAGGCGGGUCUCAAGCCGCAGGGCACCGUGUCCAGCGCCAAACAGCUGCGUGUCGAUCAAAAAAAAUUCGGCUCGAGAUCCAUUCGUCGCUCGGUUCGCAGUGGCUCGAUCAAGCUGAAGCAGACGUACGAGCACCUGCUGGAGAACGGUGACAUCGGCGCCGCGUCGCGCGUCGUGCCGUCGUCGCGCGCGCGCCCGCCCUACCUCGACAUCCGCCUGCUGCAGGCCAAGCGCCAACAGGCCGAGAUGCGCCGAAACCAACGAGAGGAAGACUUGCGGGAAAAUCAUCCGCUAUUCGACACACCGCUUCUCAUAGUCCCGAGGGAAUCACGCUUUCGGAAAAUAUGUCGCGCUAUCGUAGAUGCAAGAUAUGACGCGCGUUUGAGAGAUCCUGUCACUGGGAACGAAAGAAAAGUACAUUAUAAAAGUUUCCACAACUUCCUGGGGCUCGUCACUUACUUAGACUGGGUAAUGAUCAUGGUUACCACGUUGUCGUGCCUAUCAAUGAUGUUCGAAACACCCACAUACCGAGUUAUGGAAAAUUUUGUUCUACAGAUAGCAGAAUAUGGAUUUGUGGUUUUCAUGAGUCUUGAAUUGGCACUGAAGAUAUUAGCUGAUGGGUUAUUCUUUACGCCUAAGGCAUACCUUAAAGACGCUGCUGCUGUGUUGGAUGUUUUCAUUUAUAUCGUGUCGCUCACGUUCCUGUGCUGGAUGCCGGUGCGCGUGCCGCCCGGCUCGGCGGCGCAGAUGCUGAUGAUCCUGCGCUGCGUGCGCCCGCUGCGCAUCUUCACGCUCGUGCCGCACAUGCGCAAGGUCGUGUACGAGCUCUGCCGCGGCUUCAAGGAGAUACUGCUGGUAUCGACGCUUUUGAUUUUGCUGAUGUUUGUAUUUGCUAGCUAUGGUGUUCAGUUAUAUGGAGGAAGAUUGGCCCGAUGCAAUGAUCCAACGAUCACACGUCGCGAGGACUGCGUGGGCGUGUUCAUGCGGCGCGUGUUCGUCACCAAGAUGAAGCUGCGGCCCGGCCCUAACGAGACCUUCCCCUCCAUGCUCGUACCCCGAGUCUGGGCCAAUCCAAAACGUUUCAACUUCGACAACAUCGGCGACGCACUUUUGACCCUAUUCGAAGUGCUUUCUUUCAAGGGUUGGUUAGAUGUUCGCGACGUGUUAAUAAAAGCUUUGGGUCCCGUGCAUGCUAUAUACAUACAUGUAUACAUAUUCUUGGGUUGUAUGAUUGGACUGACGCUAUUUGUUGGCGUGGUCAUUGCUAACUAUUCCGAAAAUAAGGGGACUGCUUUACUGACUGUCGAUCAGAGACGAUGGUGUGACUUAAAGAAAAGAUUGAAAAUCGCUCAGCCAUUACACCUACCUCCCCGACCCGACGGCAGGAAAGUGCGUGCGUUCGCAUACGACGUCACACAAAACUUGUCUUUCAAAAGAGUCAUCGCUAUCGUUGUACUAAUUAACAGCGGCCUGUUGGCAGUGACGUGGUCCCGCCACUCGUCGAACACCGCGCGUCUGGCGCUGACGUCGGCGCUGCUGACGCUGGUGUUCGUGGUGGAGGUGCUGCUGAAGACCAUCGCCUUCACGCCGCGUGGCUACUGGCAGAGCCGCCGCAACCGCUACGACCUGCUCGUCACCGUCGCCGGCUGCAUCUGGAUAUUCAUGCACUUCACUCUCAAGAACGAUCUAUCCUACUUCGUCGGGUUCAUGGUGGUGAUACUGCGGUUCUUCACGAUCACGGGCAAGCACACCACGCUGAAGAUGUUGAUGCUGACGGUGGGCGUGAGCGUGUGCAAGAGCUUCUUCAUCAUAUUCGGCAUGUUCCUGCUGGUGUUCUUCUACGCACUGGCCGGCACUAUUGUGUUUGGAAACGUCAAAUAUGGAGAAGGAAUCGGGAGGCGCGCGAACUUCAACUCGCCGAUCCACAGCGUAGCGAUGUUGUUCCGCAUAGUGACGGGGGAGGACUGGAACAAGAUCAUGCACGACUGCAUGGUGGCGCCGCCCUACUGCACUCCCGCCGACAACUACUGGGAGACCGACUGCGGGAACUUCACCGCCUCGCUUGCGUACUUCUGCACCUUCUACGUCAUCAUCACUUACAUCGUGCUCAACUUGCUCGUGGCUAUUAUCAUGGAAAAUUUUUCGUUAUUCUACUCAAAUGAAGAAGAUGCUUUGUUGUCGUACGCUGAUAUAAGGAAUUUCCAAAAUACUUGGAACAUAGUCGAUGUACAUCAAAAAGGAGUGAUACCAGUUCGAAAGGUGAAGUUCAUAUUGCGUUUGCUGAAGGGCCGCUUGGAGUGCGACACUCACAAGGAACGGCUCCUGUUCAAAUACAUGUGCUAUGAACUGGAAAGACUACAUAAUGGCGAAGAUGUCACGUUCCAUGACGUUAUCAAUAUGCUUUCGUAUCGGACGGUCGAUAUCCGGAAGUCAUUGCAAAUGGAGGAGUUGCUCGCGCGCGAGGAGUUCGAGUUCCUGAUAGAAGAGGAGGUUGCCAAGCAGACCAUACGCACGUGGCUCGAGGGGUGCCUCAAGAAGAUCCGUGCCAACAGCAGUAAACAACAAACAAGUCUUAUAGCUGGUCUAAGGAAGACAAACGAACAACCUGUAGAAUUCAACAGCGACAAGGAAAAGGAGAAGCAAGAAGCAGAGGCUCAGCAAGCUGCAGCUAACACGGGUCGUACUGAAAUCACUGAAUCUACAUCCCAGCCCAUUAUGUCAAUUGUGACGUCGUCGUUGGACACGCAACCAAAGCGCUCCUCCGGUAAAAGCCAGUUUAAAAGAGCUGGUCUACCUUCAGUUACUAUACCCAGGCCCGAGAGUCCAGUUAAGAAAUAUUUACAGCCAACAUUAAGUGACCCACAUCCGGCUCUCAACAAGAAAACAACCACACCGGCGGGCGCGAGUGCGGGCAGCGGCGCGGCGAAGAGCAACAGCCGCGCGCACGCGCCGCACAACAGCGCGGGCGCGCCGCACGCCGCGCUCAGCGACGUGCACUCGUGGUGGGGCGCGCGCAUCGUCGAGCACGUGCACUAGCACACAGUCAAAUCCCGGGUUGGUCCACAAAGUUAUAGUUUCCCUUUUAACAAAUUCCAAGUAGGAAGUUGUCGGUGCACUAAACUAAAUAAAUGUUGGCUAAAAUAAAAUUAAAAUAGACCCUGAUCCGCUCGUGAUAGAUUGCCGUCUCAUCUAACACUGACCUAUCCAUAUUGUAUGUUGCAACCUCAUGAUUUCCUGACUUGAUUCAACCUCAAUCAAAUGUAUUCAUUUUUGUUGUAGUAGAAUGGAAAUAUUAUAUUGAUAUGAUUGAUCGUUAAAGCCAAAAUAUAUGUGUCAAUGUAUUUUAGAUGAUUUUGUUGUCAUACAUAUUGAAACCUUUGUUGUGCAAAUAAAAGAAUUCAUUAUA
Messenger RNA from Maniola jurtina (meadow brown), 6028 nucleotides. RefSeq names its product sodium leak channel non-selective protein (gene na). Gene Ontology annotation, biological process: transmembrane transport; monoatomic ion transport. The record is from RefSeq and is a predicted model, not a curated record. Lineage: Eukaryota; Metazoa; Arthropoda; Insecta; Lepidoptera; Nymphalidae. Gene Ontology annotation, molecular function: monoatomic cation channel activity. The transcript has 35 exons. Gene Ontology annotation, cellular component: membrane. The coding region runs from base 268 to 5658 and encodes 1796 amino acids.